AUAAAAAACCCAAGAGUUUUUUUUGAUAUUGUAAUAGGAGAUGAAAAGAUCGGAAGAAUAAUAUUUAAAUUAUACAAACAUAUUUGUCCAAGAACAGCAGAAAAUUUUAGAUGUCUUUGCACUGGAGAAAAAGGUAUCGGAGUGGAAACUAAAAAACCAUUACAUUUUAAAGGAAGUAUUUUCCAUCGGGUGGUACCUGAAUUUAUUAUUCAAGGUGGAGAUUUUUCUGAUUUUAAUGGACGAGGAGGAGAAUCAAUUUAUGGUGGAAUGAUGGAAGAUGAAAACUUUAUUUUGAAGCAUUCUCGGGCUGGAUUACUUUCUGCUGCGAACGCUGGUCCAAAUACUGUAGGAUCUCAAUUCUUCAUUACAAUGUCAUCUGAAUUGGAUUAUUUGGAUAACAAGCAUGUUGUUUUUGGAAGGGUUAUUGAAGGAAUGAAUAUUAUAAAACAGAUUGAAAAGGUCAAAGUCAAUGAAGAUAAUACACCACUUGAAGAGAUAGUCAUUAUUAAUUGUGGAGAGUUG
Messenger RNA from Naegleria gruberi, 522 nucleotides. RefSeq lists its product as uncharacterized. Gene Ontology annotation, biological process: protein peptidyl-prolyl isomerization; protein folding. The annotation marks the transcript as partial. Gene Ontology annotation, molecular function: peptidyl-prolyl cis-trans isomerase activity. The record is from RefSeq and is a predicted model, not a curated record. NCBI's taxonomy places the organism in Eukaryota, Heterolobosea, Eutetramitea, Acrasida, Naegleriidae. The transcript has a single exon.